AGUGAACAGCCUGCACCAAUCAGCGAUAUACAGAGAAAUGUGAAGCUAGGAGGAGAGCAGCACAUCGAGAUCGUGGCUCUUGAAUCAGUGUAGAUGGCGAAAGCAGAAGCUCCGUCACGUACACACGACUGACUGACUUGUCCACACUGGAGCCAUUCCGAUACAGCCAGCUAGCACCUACAAUUUAGGCCUGCUCUCUCGCACGUUAGAGAGCUUCUCAUCGCCUGGCGGGGUUUAUUCCGUUCAUCAUUCAGUAGCCCCCAAUCCGCUGCAAAAGCCUCUCAACAACGCAACACAACAAAAAACAGAAACCCCCGAUAGACUCACGAAGUCACGUCCUUCAUCACUCGUUUUGCGACGAGUUGAUCAGCAGCGAUGGCGAACCAGAGAGAAAUGGAUGAGAUUCCCCUCUCGUUUGACGAAGGCCGGCUCGCCUUUUUAGGUGAUAUCCCCCUCGACGCCGAAAAGCAGGAUAUUGCAUCCUUUAUUCACGAUCAAGGCUUCAAGAGUGUGGUGUUAUAUUGGCUAUCCGAGCGGUUUGAACCCAUGGAAUUGAAGCAUCAGGGCUACUGCAUGGCCGAGUUCCUGUUGCGAAACGAAGCACAGGAGGUAAUCAAGGAAUUGCCUGAUGGCAUUUUCAAGGGCAGGCAUCUGAAGGCAACCGUCCCGGGUCAUAAGCAACCAAGUUCAAACCCAAAUCUUCCUGCCGAGGCGAAAGCCAUCCCCACUGAGGCCGAUGCCAUCACCAGCGCCGUAGAACUCCGCAAAGUCUUGCAAAAGCUGAAGUGCCCCGACGCGUACGUUUACUCCGAACGCUGGUCCAAUAACGACGUCGAGGGUGCGGUCAUGGGAAGGAUGAUGGAGCGUGAGAAGGAGUCACAGUCCCCAGGCUCUCUUGUGGUGGGAAAUGGUGACCGUGUUCGCUCACAACCUACGCCAUCCACUGCUCGUGGCGACAGCAUGCAUUGUUCCACUAUCUGGAUCUACGGAAACGGAUGGAACGAGUGGUUCAAGGGCGAGGUGCAGGCAGAAGAGGGCACCGACAGGGAUAAGCGGAAUAUCUUGAUGGUUGAGGAUGUCAACGCCUCGGAUGAUCCCAAGGAGGAUACUCUCAAGAUGUUUAGGACUGCAAUCAACAUUUAUCAAAAGGCUGACGCCAUCCACUGGAAACCCGGUCAUGUACUGGCAGCGACCAACGGCACACGGGAAGCUCCCAUGUCAACUUCAAAAGCAUUUAUCCCACCUAAUGUUUCUGGUAACGACCUGCCUUCUGCUACCUCACGAGGCCAUCACCAUCGGUACAGGCGACCGGCAAAAAUCGGCGUCGGCUGGGGUGACUACGACCAUUUCCGAGAAUGGCAGUUGCAUGGGCGAAGAUUGGACGUGGAUAUGGUCGAGGGAAAACCAUGGUGUCCCAGGAUCAAGGACCAGGCUCAGUUCCGCGUCUUAGGAGAGGGCGCUGAGACUCAAGGUGAUAGUGUUACUGCUGACUCUUGUUGGUUUCGGCCAACGCUCAGCGAGCCGACAAACCUGCCUGUAUCACUUCGUGUGAAGUUGGAAACGGCUAAGGCGGUGCGAGUUGCGCGAGGAGGUAUUGGGCGAGGUGUUGGGCGAGGCGGUGCUUUACGAGGUGGUCCUGCACUAGCUCGGUGGUGA
Molecule: messenger RNA, 1656 nt
Organism: Fusarium redolens
Lineage: Eukaryota; Fungi; Ascomycota; Sordariomycetes; Hypocreales; Nectriaceae
Exons: 4
Coding region: 376-1656 (426 amino acids)
Molecular function (GO): nucleic acid binding
Source: RefSeq, a predicted model, not a curated record